CGAUAGUAGCCUUUAGCCUAGCUAUGAAACCCUGCUACAGCUAAACCUAGCUGGCGAACACUUAGCGCCUACGGUUAACUGUAUAGCUAAUUUACUAUAGCUGUUAAACAUAACCAGAUCAAAUGGUUUAUGAGACUGCGCAGCCAUGGGUGACAUGAAAACCCCAGAUUUUGAUGAUCUUCUGGCUGCCUUUGACAUCCCAGAUGCCACAGGGUUGGAUGCCAAAGAGCCCAUCCAGGGGAGUCAUGAGGAGACAGAGAGUCAGCUGAAGCACGUGGGGAUCUGUCUGGAUGACAGCUUAUUGAGUAACCAAGCUGCCACAACAUCAGAUAUUCCUGCUGUUAGUGUUAUUGUGAAAAACACGAGUCGCCAGGAGUCGCUAGAAGGUUUUGGUGAUCGGCUUCACUCAGGAUCAGCAUUGUUAAAUGGAUUCAGUGGACAAGAGACCUCCAUUGAUUCUGUUGAGACAACCAACACUGGCUUCUCUAAAUCAUUUGUUUCUGCUUUGAAUGGGGAGAGUUCAAGAGAGCUUCUCGGAAAGGCACCUAUUCAGCACAAACCUGAUGGAGCACCAAUAUUUUCCCAGUCACUUUCUCAUUUUAGCCCCAUUUCCAGUCCUGAGUCUGAAGAUACUCAGUGUAGUACAGAUGAAGUGCAUCCAAAACAAGAGAGACCCUGUUUCCCAGAAGCUUCAGUUUUGGUGGAGACUUCAGUCCCAGACAAUCCAAAAAAACUGGACCUCAGCAUGUUUGAUGAAUGCAGAGCAGACUCUGACGUUCACAAGAACACUCAAAGGAGCAGAGCAGAAAGUAGUAGAAGCGAGGAGCCCUCUGACAUCUGUGUCAGUAAUGAAAUGGAUACAACACCUAGAGAACACAGUGCACUUCCACCACCAAGUGGUAACCAGAACUUAAUUGAGACCAACUGCAAUUCAGGAGCCACAAUGAAUGUUCCCACCUCUUAUCCACAUGUCAGAUCUCAGACUUCUAAAUUAUCCUCUUGCCUUGAGGCUUUGGUGGCUCUAAAUGCUAGAAAAGAUCCCAGUGAGCAAAAUAAUCCCAGAGAGACAUCAGCAGUUCAGAGUGACUGCAUGAAAGUUAGCCCCAAGGUGCCCAUAUCCCCACGAAGCCCCAGAAGUCCUCUUGAAGCUGUGAAACGGUUAAUGAGACCUUCUGAUAGCCCUGUAAGCAUCUGCAGUGAUAGUAGUGGAAAAGCAUCCCCAGCAGUGGCAUCUGGGUCACCCCCUGCUAUACCCAGGGUCAGAAUUAAGACCAUCAAAACCAAAUAUGGUCAGAUCAAGCGCACCGUCACCAGUGUGCUGCCUGAUUCUGAAACAGAUGAAGUUCAUUCUACUUAUGAAUCCUCUCCAUCGCAGAGUAUGAUUAGUGAAGACUCUUACUGCAAUAUGUCUCCUCAUCAGUCUCAAAGUGCGGCUGUUGACACCAUUGUUGGAAUACAGAAUAAAGGCACUCCAGCUAGUGCAUCUUCACCAAAAGUUUUACACAACAAAUCAGAAGCAAACUCCAGGAGGUCAGGCACAACACAGUCCGCAACAGUAUUUCAUAAUGCUAGUGGUCCUGUCAAAAGAUCUGUUGCACAUCAGGGGCAGAAACCAAAGAGAGUGUCAGCCACAACAGGCCAAACAACUAGCACAAACUUCCUGCCAAAAGCAAUGCACUUAGCUAGUUUGAACCUGGUCCCUCACAGUGUUGCUGCUUCAGUAGCUGCACGGUCCACCUCUCAUCAACAAAGUCAGCACACACUGUCCUCUACGGUGUACAGUACAGUCCCAUUGGUGCAUCAAGUCAAAUCAGCCAACUCUUAUCCUCGCACGUCCAUUCCUAACACAGCAGCAGGAACCUUGAACAGACUGUUGAACAAUGCCAACCCUGUGCCUACCUAUGUGCCCAACCUAAACCCCCCUCCGGAGAGCAAUAUCAACCUUCCACCACGUGGGUACUGCUGCCUCGAGUGUGGGGACUCCUUUGGAGUGGAGAGGAGUCUUGUGUAUCAUUACAGCAGGAGGAGCGUUCACAUUGAAGUGGGAUGUACACACUGUGCGAAGACCAUGGUGUUUUUCAACAAGUGUGCUUUGUUGGCACAUGCCCGGGAGCACAAGAACAAUGGCAUGGUGAUGCAGUGCACACAGCUCUAUAUGAAACCCAUAGCAGAGGAACAAAUGUUUGUACCCCUGAGCACUGAACCUGUGAAUACAGACUCUUACGCCUCGCCGUCACCCACACCUAAAAGCCAACCUGUCCUGCCCUUAUAUCCAGACAGCUUCGUUCGCCACCGACUCCGAUGCCUGGAGUGUAACAAUCAGUUACCUGACUACAAAGCACUUGCAGGCCAUUACCAAAGGCCGUCAGAAGAUGUGGAAGGACUUAUGUGUAAGGUGUGCUCUAUGUUGUUACCCAACAAGUGCAGCUUCAGAGCUCACCAGCGUAUUCAUGCGCACAAGUCCCCAUACUGCUGUCCUGAGUGUGGUGCCCAGAGUCGCUCUGCGGAUAUACAGAAACACGUCAAGGAAAACUGUCUGCACUACGCACGCAAGGCUUGGUACAAAUGUCUUCACUGUGAUAUGGUUUUCAAGACCCUUCAAGGACAAAAGACUCACAUUGAAGAGAAACACUGUGAGGUCUUAUACAAGUGCUCCAUCUGUCCAGUUGCCUUCAAGACCUCUGACAGCUGUGAAGUUCACUUGAAAAAUAAACACAACGCUAGCAAAGUAUCCCCUCAGUUAAUCUUUAAGUGUUCAUGUGAGACCAUUUUCAAGAAGAAGCAGUUACUGUUUCAGCAUUUCCAUCAGAAUGCCAACAAGCGUGUUACCUGUGUAUUCAAGUGUCCAGAAUGCAACUCAGUCUUUCCACAAAAGCACCUGUUAAUGCAGCACUUCAAGGGUGUGCACGUAGGAAACAUGACAGCAGAGGCAGAGAAGAACAGUAGAAAAUCUGAUAAGACUGACUGGUACCAGGAUUCCCAUUCCGUCCAACAGCAGAGGAGUCACACUCCUGUUAAACACACAGAUAGUCCCAGAAAAAAGGCUGAGCAGGAUGGCAGACCUCGUGUGAAGCCCACCGGCUGGACGUGUGGGGAAUGUCUUCAGUGGUUUCCUGAAAGAGACUCCUUUGUUUCUCAUGUGAAGACCAAACACGGGAAGUCAAUGAAGAAGUAUCCAUGUCGACACUGUGAGCAGUCUUUCAACUCUACAACCAGUCUGAGAAGACAUAUUCGCAAUGACCACGCCGGGAAAAAGAAAAAUUACUCUUGUUGGUAUUGCACAGAUACGAAGACAAUAUUCACGACAAGUGUGAUGUUGAAGAACCACAUCAGUCUAAUGCAUGGAAUCAAAAAUCCUGAUCUUGGCCAAAUGCCGAAAACAGUCAUCCAGGAGUCAAAAAAGGCUUUGGGCAAGGGAUCAGAAAGACCUGCUGUUGGCACUCAGAGGGAGGGGCAGGAUCGCGCUGAGAGUCUGGAGGCUCCGUCACCGAAGCGUCUGAAAACUCAGUUCCGCUGUUCAAAGUGUGGUUUCAUCACAGACGACAGUACACAGUUCCAGCAGCAUAUACCUCAGCAUAAAACUGAUGAAAACACUCCUCAGUGCCUUCACUGUGGCCUGUGUUUCACAUCGGUGCUGUCUCUCAACAGACAUCUUUUUAUUGUACACAAAGUCAAAGAUCCCGAAGAAGGGGAGACGAAAGAAGAAGAAGAGGAGGAGGAGGCAGGGGAUACAGAGAAGGAGCAGGAUAAUCAGCCAGUUAGGUCAGCAGAGACUGAUCAGGUAAAUAAUUUGUUACCAGAGCUAAAUGAAACUGAGCCCUCACAGGCAGAAGAACCAGCCAGUCUGCACUGUGUCAAAACCACGGACUGUAAUUUAAAACUGAGCGCUCACUGUCAGACAAAAACGGUCUCUCUCCGGUAGUGAGAGACGCCUCAACUCCUUUUUGAUGUUGCUGUAGUGUCUUCAGUUUCCAUGUGAAGGUGACCAAGGGCGCUUGACGUUAUACGUGGAGGUGGUACAGAGCGAUUGGACCUUUUGACAUUUCACUCAAGUUAUUCAGAGGCCAUGCAGUAUAUUCAAGCAGAUCCUAAACAUUUAACAAAAAACAGUAUUUUCAUAAAUGAGAAGACAAAUUAAUAUUCAUAUUUCAACUAUUUUUUAUUUAACUUUGCAUGUUGGUAAUAUAUUCAUUUUGACAUAACUGCACACAUAUUACAGCUGAAGCUUUUUUCUUUCUAUUUCCUUUCUUUUUUUUUUUUUCCAUCCACCCUGAUGGGGAGUCUCAGGAACGUCAGUUUUUAGGUCUGGUUUUGAUUGGGUGAUGGGGUGGAUUUCCGCCUUUGUAACCAACAGUAAAUUUAAACUGUUUAAAUUUUGUCUUAAGUAUUUAAUGCUACACACUAUUACCUGAAUGGGAUUCAGGUUUAAGUUUUUAUGUGGACUGUGUUGCAGUUAUUUUGCAGUACAAAACUAGAAAUGUAGUCGCCAUUUAUUACAAAACAUACUUCAGUAUUCAUUUAAAAGCAGUAUUUCUGCAUUUAUGGUAAAGAGUUAUUUUCAAAAAGUAUCCUGUAAAAUCACUUACAGGACUUGCUAAGCAAAGCCUACUGAAGUUAGGCUACACAUUAGAGCAAAAGUUGACUCUUCAAGCAUUCUGAAGUGCUUUUGUCUUUACGUUUAUUGAACGUAUUUGAUUGGUGGGUGUAUGUGUUGUCCCAGAUCUGGCCCUUUUUUCUUUUUUUUUUUAAACACGUUUUUUUUUUUUUUUUUCUUUGAAUGAGCAUUCAGGAGAAACAUGGAGAGGUAUUGGAUGUGUGGUGCAGCAGUAUUGAAAAUACCUCAAUUUGCCAGAAGUGUAUUUUUCAGGCAAGUGAACGGUCAAUGUUAUGUCAAAUCAGGGUACAUUGUUUUGGAUAAUCCAGAGAAGGUAUGAAAGUGAAGUUUGACGGCUUAUUGGAGAUAAUGUUUUAGAAAUCAGGACCUGUUGAUAUGAAGUCGUUCAUAAGGAAAAAAUAAAAGCAUAGGAAUUUCUUACAUUUAUGAUGACUUCAGAGGAAAGAAGCAUCUCAGAUAAGCACUUGUAAUGGUGGCUCCUUCUCACUCGCAGGUCCUGAUUUGUAAAGCAGCACCUCUUGUUUUGUAAUGAAUACAUGACAGUUCCUACCUCCAUGGUAAAUGGCAGUGAUUGUUAAACGUUGAGAGGCUUUGAAGAGUUGCAGGUAAUCUCAGUGCAAUGUAAAAAAAAUAUAUAUAUAAAAUAUGUAUAAUCCCACAUUAUUAAAUUUUAUAAAUUAUUUUGGGAAUGAUAAUAAGGCUAUAUGGUCAUAUUGACUUAACUGACAAGUGAACUUUUCUAUGUAAGUGCUAUAUGAGCUCUUUAUUUCUCUGUAGUCCUUAAAUCACCACACUGCAGCUGUGAGUCUGCAGAGGCUGGAAAGAAUGACUUGUUCACAACUUGUUCUUUUGUAAUGCUUGUUGACAGAUUUGUACUUUUGAUACUGUGUUCAGUGAGGACUUGUAUAGGAAAGUAACCUGUGUACAUACAGUAGCCGAUGACACCCGGAUUCACAGCAUUUCUUAAGCCAUUACAUCUAUUCAGCAUGCAGUGGCCCAUGUGCCUUGCUGUUAUGUUUACGUAAAGUACUUACAAAUAAAUCGGUGCAUUUAAUUAUAUAUCUGCUUUGUGUUUUAUCUUGUGUUACAGGCUGGUUUCUGACUGGUGGAGAGGAAAGUAUUUAAUGGUAUUUGGAUGUGAUAAUUAGUGGUUUAGCAUUGAGGUCACGUAUUUUACAAUCGUCAUAGCAAGUCAAAACAGCACAAGGCACUCUAAUGUGCAUCAUGCAUCCAAUAAGAA
Messenger RNA from Toxotes jaculatrix (banded archerfish), 5855 nucleotides. It is a transcript of the gene znf592, whose product is annotated as zinc finger protein 592. The coding region runs from base 146 to 3922 and encodes 1258 amino acids. The record is from RefSeq and is a predicted model, not a curated record. NCBI's taxonomy places the organism in Eukaryota, Metazoa, Chordata, Actinopteri, Toxotidae. The transcript is spliced from 9 exons.